AUCAACGUUUAGUGUAUUUAGUAUCCACACAAACCUAAAUAUCAAGCAUCUGUCACUCCGUGACACCCUACGAUCUCUCUAUUCUUCUAGUGUUUCCUCUAUCACACAACUAGGAAAAUGUUGGUCGCUAAGCGCAAUGCUGUUCAGGUUCGUGCAUCUGGUAGUGCUGCACUGUCUAUGAGCCGCUCGGCGGCAAGGUCUGUGGCAGUGUCUUCGCGCAUCGCUCUGUCCUCUUGGGACGAUUGCCGGCAGACGGCGUCGUCCCUCGCUCAGUCUGCUCCCAAGUUGCAAAAUACUUCAAAUGCUCCCCGGCGUAAGCCAGUGACAAUGAUGGGCAACAAGGCUACGACUGGUCCUUUUGCGCCUCUUGUGGUUGUUGUGCGGGGAGCGAUAGGCGAGAAGGAAUUUAACCAGUUCCGUGGCAAGGCUAUUUCUCUCCACUCACAGGUGAUCAAGGAUUUCUGCAAGCUCCUUGGUGUUGACAACAAGCAGGUUCAGGGCGUGAUUCGCCUCGCCAAGAAGAAUGGCGAGAAGCUGGGCUUCCUGGCAUAAGCAAGAUAGUUGUACCUGGGUCGGCGACCGGAUGAUGUGUAUUCAACAGAGCGUUGAUGGCCGUGCCCAUACCUGCGAGCAUACCAAUGAUGCAUGACAGCAAUCAAAUGAUAGUGCGGUGGCGAGGGUUUCCUUCCAAUGCAUAUGUAAAAUGGCAGGGCGGAAGGGAAGGGCUAAUUUUGUUACGUGGAAUAGGGAGGAUAACUAAACUUAUGAGAGGGUGGGGAAUUACGCUGACGCAUUGUCAAGUGGAGCGAAGUGGAAGAGUGGUUGCGAUGGAGUGUGUUGCGAUUUGAAAAAACAAAACUGUUCCAUAUUCGCAGAACGUGCUGCGAUAAGCAAGCAGGUCUUAACGUCAAGAAUGUUGAAAGUAUUUUGACGCUACUAAGGACUGUCGCGCUGGUUUCAUUAUUUCGAGAGGUUGCGAUUCGGAUUGGGAUUGACUGGCAGCGGUUGCAAGGGGAAUCGCUGUGCCGCGUGUGGUCGUGCAUCUGUGUGCUGAAGACGCUAGAUGUGAGUGUGUCUCAUUUUAUCCGUUUACCCACUGUGUGCUGUGAUGCGCACCGUUGAUGGUUGGGGUGCGGUGGUUUCGAUAUAGUGCAUUUUAAGCUUUGCGCUAGGAUUAGGCAGAAAGAUGAUUUAACGUGAAGUAGACAGCCAAAGUUCGUUCUUGCUCCGCUGGGGCUUUAGAAGUGGCCAUGCUCAUGUUUUUUGUAAAACGGCAACUAUUUACU
This is a messenger RNA of Volvox carteri f. nagariensis, 1286 nucleotides long. RefSeq names its product thylakoid membrane protein (gene gon32). Gene Ontology annotation, biological process: response to high light intensity; photosynthetic electron transport in photosystem I. Gene Ontology annotation, molecular function: electron transfer activity. The transcript is spliced from 3 exons. NCBI's taxonomy places the organism in Eukaryota, Viridiplantae, Chlorophyta, Chlorophyceae, Chlamydomonadales, Volvocaceae. The record is from RefSeq and is a predicted model, not a curated record. Gene Ontology annotation, cellular component: chloroplast. Bases 118 to 552 code for a protein of 144 amino acids.